CGUCAGUGCAGACUGCUCUUCUCAUUGUCUCACUAUGGACCUGCCAUUUUUAUUGCUCUGUACUCUGUUGGAAGUCCUGGCUGUAAAGUGUCAAGAGGAGCCACAGGAACGCAUAGUGGGAGGAUACGCUCCCGUUCCACAUUCAAUCAAGCACAUUGUGUCAAUACAGACAAGACAGCGUCAGCACUUAUGCGGGGGCUCCUUGAUAAACAAGUUCUGGGUAAUCACAGCAGCACACUGUAACGUUGGGGUGGACAAAAUGAUGAUAGUAGCAGGAGACUACUCUCUGGCCAUCUAUGAGGGCACAGAGCAAGAAAUCCUGCCCCAACUUCUGGUUCCCCACCCUGACUACAACAGCACCACCACCAACAACGACAUAAUGCUUAUAAAGCUGAGGGCCCCGGUCUAUCUGAACAGCUACGUUUCCAUCGCUCUGCUGCCACGACACGACGCCUCCAUAGCGGAGGGCAGGCUGUGUCGAGUGUCAGGCUGGGGAUACACCAGCCCCACUGGAGGCCAGAUCCCCUCCACCCUCCGAACUGUCAAGCUCCCCAUCGUCUCCACAGAAAAAUGUAACAGCAGUGAUUCCUUCGAUGGCACCAUCACAGCAAACAUGCUCUGUGCUGGCUUCAGCGCUGGAGGGAAGGACGCCUGUCAGGGGGACUCUGGGGGUCCACUUGUAUGUGAGGGCCGGGUCUAUGGUCUGGUGUCCUGGGGAAAAGGAUGUGCUGAACCCCAGUUUCCCGGAGUCUACACUGCUGUGUCCAAGUUCCGCAGGUGGAUAGACAACACAAUCUUUAGUUACUACAGCAGGUGCAACGAGGACUAAAACCCAG
Epinephelus fuscoguttatus (brown-marbled grouper) is the source of this 836-nucleotide messenger RNA. RefSeq names its product trypsin-3. Bases 35 to 829 code for a protein of 264 amino acids. The transcript has 5 exons. NCBI's taxonomy places the organism in Eukaryota, Metazoa, Chordata, Actinopteri, Perciformes, Serranidae. The record is from RefSeq and is a predicted model, not a curated record. Gene Ontology annotation, biological process: proteolysis. Gene Ontology annotation, molecular function: serine-type endopeptidase activity.